AACAGGACAUACUGAGACAGCAAAUGAUGCAUAGACUCCUCUCUAAACUGAAAGCUGCUUUAAACCAACAACCACUAAAUCUGGAUUAUUUGGAGUUCUUGACUCGUCAUGAGCUUGUUCUGUUUGAAUCUUUCUCUCAGCAAAUAGGCGGUCUGUCAGAGAUUACAGAGGCUCUACAAAACGUUCAUCAUCUGGUUCAGUGUGAAAUUAACAUCAGCUCUGUGGCCAUUAUUGAACUGGAAACAGAAGUUGGUCUGGGACCUGGCCACCCCAAAAUCGUACUAGAGAGAGAAAGACUCAAGAAUUUGUUGGACAUUCAGCUGCCAGUCAGCUGCAUUGCUAAAUGUCUUGGUGUUUCAAGAAGAACAAUCUACAGGAGGAUGCAAGAAUUUGACUUGUCUGUGAGAGGAACAUACAGCACAAUGAAUGACCAAGAGCUGGACAACAUCAUAUCGGCUAUCAAAAAUCAGAUGCCAAAUGCUGGCUAUCGAAUGGUUCAAGGACAUUUGGUUUCUAUGGGUCUCCGUGUUCAGUGGUGGAGAAUGAUGGCCUCCAUGCAUCGAGUUGAUGCUGUAGGGAUCUUCAAACGGAUCACAGAACUAGGCUGUGUUGUGCGAAGAAGCUACUCGGUGCGAGGCCCUCUCUCCCUGGUCCACAUAGACACAAAUCACAAGCUAAUAAGGUACAAUGUUGUGAUCUUUGGUGGAGUGGAUGGCUACUCAAGGAAGGUCCUGUACUUGGAUGCAGCAACUAACAACAGGGCAAAAACUGCAUUCUCAUUUUUCCUGAGAUCAGCCCAGCUUCACGGCUUGCCAUCAAGGGUUAGGGCAGAUCAAGGAGUAGAAAACCUGGACAUUGCACAUUUCAUGUUUGCCACAAGAGGAACAGGGAGAGCGAGUUUCAUAUCUGGAAAGAGUGUCCACAAUCAGAGGUUAGUCUUUUGA
Messenger RNA from Maylandia zebra (zebra mbuna), 944 nucleotides. The record is from RefSeq and is a predicted model, not a curated record. Lineage: Eukaryota; Metazoa; Chordata; Actinopteri; Cichliformes; Cichlidae.